This is a messenger RNA of Penicillium brevicompactum, 1452 nucleotides long. It is a transcript of the gene bgt2, whose product is annotated as GPI-anchored beta-1,3-endoglucanase EglC. The record is from RefSeq and is a predicted model, not a curated record. Bases 1 to 1452 code for a protein of 483 amino acids. NCBI's taxonomy places the organism in Eukaryota, Fungi, Ascomycota, Eurotiomycetes, Eurotiales, Aspergillaceae. Gene Ontology annotation, cellular component: cell surface; fungal-type cell wall; extracellular region. The transcript has a single exon. Gene Ontology annotation, biological process: cell wall organization. Gene Ontology annotation, molecular function: glucan endo-1,3-beta-D-glucosidase activity; 1,3-beta-glucanosyltransferase activity.
AUGCGUUCUGCUCAAUUCUUUGCCCUGGCGAUGGCCGUCGCCACCUCCGAGGCCGUUUCUCAAGGUUUCAACUACGGUGCCACCAAGGGUGAUGGCAGCGUCAGGACCCAGGCCGACUUCGAGACCGAGUUCCAGACCGCCAAGAACCUCGUCAACACCGACCAUGCCUUCACCAGUGCUCGUCUGUACACCAUGAUCCAGGGUGGCACCACCAACGGCCCAAUCGAGGCCAUUCCCGCUGCUAUCAAGGAGAAGACCGAGCUCCUCCUCGGUCUCUGGGCCUCCGGUGGCACCAUGGCCAACGAGAUCGCCGCUCUGAAGACCGCCAUCAGCACCUACGGUGAUGAGUUCACCAAGCUGGUCGUCGGUAUCUCCGUCGGCAGUGAGGAUCUCUACCGUAACUCCGCCAUUGGCGCUGGAUCCUCUGCUGGCCCCGGUCUCGAGGCCUCCGAGCUCGUUGACUACAUCAACCAGGUCCGUUCCGCCAUCUCCGGCACCUCUCUGAGCGGUGCUCCCAUCGGUCACGUCGACACCUGGAACGCUUGGACCAACAGCUCCAACGCUGCCGCCAUUGAGGCUGUCGACUGGCUCGGUUUCGACGGAUACCCUUACUUCGAGAACACCAAGCCCAACUCCAUCGACGAUGCCGAGGGUCUGUUCCAAACUGGUGUCAACAACCUGAAGGCCGCUGCUGGCGACAAGGAGGUCUGGAUCACCGAGACUGGUUGGCCCGUCAGCGGUGAACAGCAAGGUCAGGCCGUUGCCAACGUUGCCAACGCUAAGCAGUACUGGGACGAGGUUGCCUGCCCUCUCUUCGGCAACACCAACACCUGGUGGUACAUCCUCGCCGAUGCUGGUGCCAGCCCUAGCUUCGGUAUCUCCGACUCCGACUCCAACACCACUCCUCUGUUUGACCUGAGCUGCAAGUCUGCCACCAGCUCCGCUGCUUUCGCUUCCGGUACCCCCACUGCCUCCGUCGGUGAGAAGGCCGGCUCUGGCGCUGCCUCAGCCACCGGUACCUCUGGUGCCUCUUCUGACUCUGGUGCCUCUAGCUCCAGCUCUGGCUCCAGCUCUAGCUCCGGAUCUGGCUCUGGUGCUGGUGCCGCCGGCUCCUCCGCUGCCCACUCCUUCACCGCCGUGCCCAGCGGAACCCGCCCCUCCACCACCCCCAAGGCCAAGAGCUCUUCCGCAUCCGUCUCCGCCUCUGCCUCCGGCGCUGCCUCUACCUCCGGCUCUGGCUCUUCCUCCGGAUCCUCUGGCUCUGGCUCUGGCUCUGGCUCUGGCUCUGGCUCUUCCGGAUCUGGCAGCGGUACUUCCGGCUCCGACUCCGGCUCCGGCACCUCUUCUUCCACCUCUGCCUCCUCUUCUCCUAGCUUCAACUCCGCUGGCCGUGUCACUGGCUCGGCUUUCGGUGCUCUGAUCGGUGCCCUCGCUCUCGCUUUCACUUUCUAA